GGGGACCGGACGGGACCGGGGCGCCAUGGAGUCCUACGACAUCAUCGCCAACCAGCCCGUCGUCAUUGACAACGGCUCCGGGGUGAUCAAGGCUGGCUUCGCCGGGGACCAGAUCCCCAAAUACUGCUUCCCUAACUUCGUCGGCCGCCCAAAGCACGUGCGGGUGAUGGCCGGAGCGCUGGAAGGAGAUCUUUUCAUCGGGCCGAAGGCUGAGGAGCACCGGGGGCUGCUGGCUCUGCGUCACCCCAUGGAGCACGGCGUGGUGCGUGACUGGAACGACAUGGAGCGUGUCUGGCAGUACGUCUACUCCAAGGACCAGCUGCAGACCUUCUCGGAGGAGCACCCCGUGCUCCUGACGGAGGCCCCGCUGAACCCCAGCAAGAACCGAGAAAAGGCGGCGGAGGUGUUCUUUGAGACUUUCAACGUGCCGGCCCUCUUCAUUUCCAUGCAGGCCGUGCUCAGCCUGUAUGCCACGGGCCGCACGACGGGAGUGGUCUUGGACUCGGGGGAUGGGGUGACCCACGCGGUGCCCAUCUACGAGGGCUUUGCCAUGCCCCACUCCAUCAUGCGGGUGGACAUCGCCGGCCGCGACGUCUCCCGCUACCUGCGGCUCCUGCUGCGGAAGGAAGGGGCCGACUUCCACACCUCGGCCGAGUUUGAGGUCGUCCGGACCAUCAAGGAGAGAGCCUGCUACCUGUCCCUCAACCCUCAGAAGGACGAAGCCCUGGAGACGGAGAAAGCACAGUAUACCUUGCCCGAUGGCAGCACCCUCGACGUUGGGCCGGCGAGGUUCCGGGCACCGGAGUUGCUGUUCCAGCCGGACCUGGUCGGGGAGGAGAGCGAGGGGCUGCACGAGGUGCUCGUCUUCGCCAUCCACAAGUCCGACAUGGACCUGCGCCGCACGCUGUUUGCCAACAUCGUCCUCUCGGGUGGCUCGACGCUCUUCAAAGGCUUUGGGGAUCGGUUACUGAGUGAAGUGAAGAAACUGUCUCCGAAGGAUGUCAAAAUUAAGAUCUCGGCCCCUCAGGAACGACUGUACUCCACGUGGAUCGGAGGCUCCAUUCUGGCCUCCCUGGACACCUUUAAGAAGAUGUGGGUGUCUAAGAAGGAGUAUGAGGAGGAUGGGGCCAGGGCCAUCCAUCGCAAGACCUUCUAGAGCCCCCAGGAGGAAGGCCGGAAGGGGAAGGGACAACGCCACUUUGCCCUUUCCAGUCCAGGCCGGUGCCCUCAGCUGUGCCCUAUGCAUGCCUUGGGCACCCCCACCCCCAGCCGGGCCAGUGGGCUCAGCGAGCUGCAGCAGAGGAAGGGGGAGGCCCUGGAUUUGUAGGUUCCAGGAUUCUCUCCCCGCUUUGAGGGAGGGGGCCACCUCGCAGGCCCUCCCCCCAGCACCCUAGUAGGAUGGGGUCUGAAAGAUAGGACCGGCCUCGGGGCCAGGCAGGGGCUGGGGCCGAAAUGCUACUGACAGUUAAGGUUGACCACUCCCUGUGAGCAGCCUUCCCCCCCUUGCUACCAGGGUCAGGAGGAGGACCACCCUGCUUUCCCACUCCAGGGAGUGGGGGGCAGGGACAGGCCCCACCCCGAAGACAUUAAGGUGUGUGGAGGGGCUGGGCCCCCACUGCAUUUCAUCCUUCCCCCAGCGCCCUUAACGUCUCCCGUCCGUCCGUCCGUCCAUCCGUCCUGCCGGGCGGCAGGAACCCGGAGGGGCGGUAUUCCGGCUGGUCCCCGGAAGCGGUACAAUCAGGAAGCAGAGUUGGGGCUGGUGGGGGGCGUGCCCACCUCCCAGCACUGCCUGGCCCUACCCCCGCUAUGCCCACCCAGCCCUGUACAAUAAUUUAACACAGUUGCCUGUAUUUCUUUUUGUAAAUUAAUUAUAGUCAUAAUUAUGGACAAGG
This is a messenger RNA of Tachyglossus aculeatus (Australian echidna), 1892 nucleotides long. RefSeq names its product actin related protein 1B (gene ACTR1B). Bases 26 to 1156 code for a protein of 376 amino acids. The record is from RefSeq and is a predicted model, not a curated record. Lineage: Eukaryota; Metazoa; Chordata; Mammalia; Monotremata; Tachyglossidae. The transcript is spliced from 11 exons.